GGCCCCUGCUUGCUUGGCAUUUUCCUCAACGUUUUACUAUAUGGCGUCGUAUUAGUCCAGGCGCAGAUGUAUUAUGUUAGAUACCCUGGGAACGUUCUAUUUCUUCUCCUAACUUCCCCAUGGGUCAGCCUUCUUAUCUUGGCAGACAGCCUCAACACUGCAUUCAACAUCGCUUGGAUCUAUAUGGCCCUCAUCAACAACUUUGGCAAUUUCGACAUCCUUACGCGGGCCAAUUGGUGUGAGUACGCCGUCAAAAUAUACUCGCGAGGAGUCAUCGCCACAAUGGCCCAGCUGUUCUAUGCCAGGAGAAUUUGGAUUCUAAUCAAGAAUUGCUGGUUGAUUGGCCUCAUUGUUUCAACAUCAUGUGUCUCUGGUCUCGCUGCCAUUGGCUGUACCGUUGUUGUUAUAAUGCGCCCUUUGUUCUCGAAUCUCCACUCCAGUCUUUUUAUGGGUUUCGGAUUGCCAUGGCUAGUCUCGUGCACAAUCUGUGACAUAUCCAUUGCGACAGCUCUGAGUGUUUACCUCAGCAAGCAGAAGACAGGAUUCAAGCGCACCAACAGCGCAGUCACACGCAUCAUACGAUCGACAGUCUCUAAUGGACUACUGACAGCUUCGUUUACAAUAGGUCAUAUGGUGCUAUGGUUAUCUACGCCUCUGGGCAUACAUUAUAUUUUCAACUACGGCGUCGUAAAGUUGUACACGAACUCUGUCAUCUCGAGCCUAAAUUCGCGCCACGACCUUGCAGCGCGCAUGUCAGCAGAGCUUAGCGAAGCCGUCAUAAACGUGAAUGUAGACGACGUACGCAGAUCCUACUGUCGGCCUCUGCACGAUCCUGACGAGGGGUUAUUGCGCCAUAGCUUCACUUUGCCGGCUUAUCUGAGAUCACUUCCGAACGUCUGCAUGUACGUCAAAGAGAACAGAACGGCUACCAAGUGCUGA
This is a messenger RNA of Phanerochaete carnosa HHB-10118-sp, 939 nucleotides long. RefSeq lists its product as uncharacterized. The transcript is spliced from 11 exons. The annotation marks the transcript as partial. The record is from RefSeq and is a predicted model, not a curated record. Lineage: Eukaryota; Fungi; Basidiomycota; Agaricomycetes; Polyporales; Phanerochaetaceae.